AUGUCUUCUCUUUCCUUCUUCGUUUCUCUUUCUAACAACAGGCUCAGCUAGCCCGACGAGGUUCCUGCGCUGCCGGGCAAAGUCGCCGAAGCCGAGGUGGCUGCGAGACCGACCAGCGUCCCGUUUCGCCUGAGCGUGUCUAUGGGUGGAGCUAGCGACACGCUGGCGUGGUCGUGUCUCGUUUUCUCGUACAUCCGACAUUCCCCGUUUGCACCGAUGCCGUUACAGUGGGGGAAAUCGAACAAGCAACAUCGUGCGACGUCGCAACGUUCUGGAGCCUUCACCAGCCAGUAUUCGUGCCACAGAGCCGCUUUCGACGACGAGGAUGCUGGAAAUGGGCGGCGCUUCGUGGAGGUGGCGCCCUUUGUCGUUGGACCGCUCCACAGGACGCCAUUGUCUGUUUGGCGGCGCAGCACCGCGCGGCGUGCGCGACGCACGUCGACGCCCGGCGUCGCGACGCCACUCUUGCACGCAACGCCGUCGCGGCCGUCGUCAUCCUCCUGCCUCUUUUCUCUCUGCCUUCAGCUAGCCGCCCGAAUUUCUGCGCCGAGAGGCCAUAUUUCGUCGUCAAUGCCACACCGUAUCUUCGCCACAUUGGCAUACGAAUUGUCACAUUUGCAAAUCUCUGGCGGCCGUGUAUCGAGUUUUUCAAUAAACCGCGAGUCUCGUGGCUCACAUUAUAUAUCCGGCGAAAUCGGAUGGCCGGAGGUCGGAAAUGGACAAUCUAUUGUUUACGCGGAUAAUCUUAUUAAUGGUACGUUAAUCCCUGUGUCCAGCGGUGUUCAAACAGCCGCGUUGCAGUUCGUUAACUUAAUGGUUAUUAUUAGAAUGAAACGCGGCUCGCUCGCGGCCCGACGCAAUCCGGAUAAGCCGAAAGGCAAUAAAGAGAGAAUUGUAAAUGCUUCGGUUGAAAAUGCUGCCAACAAUACGAGGGCAGGGACUGGCAACGAGCUUUUCCAUUCGCGUUAAUCGUUCAAAUAAUACCCGUGGAAUAUGAAAUUCACCUAGUCGGAAAUGCUGAUACCCGCCGAGAGUCAAGUUUUCAUUCAUGACAGCGAGACCGUGCAAUGGAUCCCCGGAAAAAAUAUUUUCCAACAUCCGCUUUCUACGAGAACCGCCUGCUUUAAAUGGCAGCCUCAUUUCCUAAUUAUUAGGCUAAUCUCACGGCACGUGAAUUCGACAUAACAACGUGGCAAAUCCUACGAGAAAUAUGAUCCAGCGGUUGGGUCGUGGUUCGCUGCAUGUACUUCCGGUGAGGACACCGGAAGUUCUCGGUGUCACGGGUAGCUGAAUAUAUGGUGGCUUUGCUUGUUGUUUAGUGAGUAUUUUUGCAUGCAUCCAAAAUCAUGUCAUACGAUUACAGAUCUCGGCUAAAAGAAUGCAAAGAAUAAACUACUUUGUACCUUUUUGUACCGUGAUCGAAUGGAUCAGAUAGCAACAUAUAAGAUAAGAUAAAUUUCAUAAGAAAAUAUAGGGCACAUUUUAUUUUGAGAGCCUUGACCCACAGUAACUUCGCCCGAAAGAAACAUAGUAUAUAAAUAUUUCGCCUAAUCUCUCAGUAGUUGUAUAGCGGGCUAGAAGUGGAUCCACUCGGAGACCAAAAAAUGUAUCAGAUUACCGAAAGACGAGUUUCGAGAAGGGAAUCGAUGGUAACUGACGAGGACAUUUUGAAUGAGAGAGAGAAGAUGAUCAGAUGAUUCGCCUUUCUAUAUUGUAAUCUCAAUUAUUGGCACAAUAUAAAAACGUAUAAAUAGUUAAUCGGAUAAUCAAAUUUUUCACGUUUCAUACAAAUAUCAUGACUUAUUACAUAUAACAUAUUAUUAUAUGUAGUAUACUAUAGUUUGUAUUACACAGCAUAUUUUUAAGCUAUGAAAUUACAAACCU
Molecule: messenger RNA, 1884 nt
Organism: Bombus pascuorum
Lineage: Eukaryota; Metazoa; Arthropoda; Insecta; Hymenoptera; Apidae
Exons: 2
Coding region: 142-969 (275 amino acids)
Source: RefSeq, a predicted model, not a curated record